Leptomonas pyrrhocoris is the source of this 1548-nucleotide messenger RNA. Its product is annotated as putative mitochondrial beta-ketoacyl-ACP reductase 2. Lineage: Eukaryota; Euglenozoa; Kinetoplastea; Trypanosomatida; Trypanosomatidae. The transcript has a single exon. The coding region runs from base 1 to 1548 and encodes 515 amino acids. The record is from RefSeq and is a predicted model, not a curated record.
AUGGCGAAUGCCGCCGCUUCUUGUGCAGCAGCGAAGGCGGUCACCACAGUGGAUGCAGCAGCCCACAACGUACGUGGCAUUAGUGCCCACAGCGACAAAAGCAGUAGCAGCGGUAGUGUUAGUGCGAGCCCGAUCAAGCUUCGCACGGCUCGCCCGUCUGCUCGUGCGCUCUCGCAGGUGAAGCAAACACCACACUUCCCUGGAAUGUUCCACCACGUCUCGAUGUUCGAGGGUGAGCACGUCUACAACUACGGCCGGCACACCUUCACCAUUUUCAAGGAGAGCAUCGCCAUGAGCAUCAUCCCCGCCGGCUGCCUCAUCGCCUACAUCGUGACGCACCUGCCGAACUUCCCGAUCAUCCCGUUUGAGUUUCAGUGCUUGUACCUCGUGGCCCUCUUCGCCGUUUCACGCGUCGUCGCUGCCGGCUGGCGCAACCGCCAAGUGAAGGAUCUCACGGGGCGGCACGUGGUGGUGACGGGUGGCACCAGCGGUAUCGGUCGCGCCACCGCCGCGCAGCUCGCCCAGAUGGGUGCGCACGUGACGCUGCUGGCGCGCGACUCCCCUCACGCCCAGCCGGCGGUGGACUUUGUGCGCCGCCACGCAAAGGAUGCCGCAGCGCAGGAAAUUUGCUUUCACGCCUUAGACUUGGAGGACUUCAUCCUCGUGCGGGAUUACUGCAAGCGGGCACGGCGCCGGCAGGUGCCGAUCGACGUGCUGGUGAACGCGGCCGGUCGCAUGCAGCAGCACCACGUCGUCACGCGCUUCGGCGACGACGUGCUGCUCGCUGCGAACUUUCUGGGUCCGUAUUUGCUGACGGAGGGGCUGCUGCCGCUGGUGGAGGCGGCGCACGGCCGCAUCGUGUACGUUGCGUGCUCCGCGCACGUUGGGGUAAAGGGCAAGGUGGUCUCGACGUACCUCAGCGGGCGUGGUGUGUGGUCGCCGCGGGUGGCUGGUAAGUUUGACGGGUUAGAGCAGUACGGCUUCACGAAGCUGGGCAACAUCUUCCACGCACAGCAGCUCGCGCUGCGCUCCUACCCGGAGUCGAGCAAAGGCAGUCGCGCUUCCCGGCUGACGCGGCAGCAGCCCAUGACGGCCGCGGGUGGGUCACAUUACUCCGCCGGCACCGGCACUUCGCGACGAUCGGGUUAUGAAGAUGCCGCUGCUGCUGUGGCGGCAACGGACACGUCCUCUGGUAAGUCCAACAGCCACGAUCCCAGUACCCCAGCCCAGGUAAGCAUCGAGCCCCGCUUCACGGCCUGCGUGUGCUCUCCCGGUGGGGUGAUCACGAAUCUGUACCGAGACGUCCCCCUGGCCGGUUCCUUCAAGUACCUGUAUUACCUGUACGCCUUGGUCAUGCGCACGGCCUGGGAGGGCAGUCAGACCGUGGUGAACUGCUGUGUGCGGGGGGGGGUUAAAAACGGUGGCUACUACAUGAAUACCAAGUACCAGCCAGCAGGGCUGUCGAAGACGGCGUGCAGUGUGACAGAGCGGGAACAGGUGAUGACGUGGACGUCCAACAAAAUGAAGGCGUACAUGAAGUGGGAUUAA